GAGAGAGGUUGGUACAUGUAUGAAGGAAGAUAGAGAGCUUAGAAUGAGUGCGCACAGCGAAGACAAGUCUUCAGAGACAGUCCUGGAACAAACCGAGACAUCAGGAGGAGAAGCGUGUUACCCACCUACCAUAACGUCUCCGGAUCCCGAUGAUGAGUCUGUAUUCUACGAUAAUGCAAGAGUGUCCAGAGGGAGCCAGGAGGAGAGACCCCGAGCAUGGAAGUCCGCUCCCCCAUCCCCAGCCAGCGAAAGGAGAGGUAUCUCCGGCUCUCUUCUUUCCCUCAACACUGAAGAGUUCCUUGAACUCCUGUCCACCGUCCAGACCAGGCGCUUCGAAGAGCAGAGGGCAGAGUUACCCCCUCUUCGGCCCCGUCACACCCGACACUUCUCUUUCCCCAGCUAUCGCCAGUUAUCCCUCCCCUCGGACGAGAAAGGGAUUCUCGUGGAGUUACGUCGGAGGAGAGGUGGCUCAUUGACUAGAAAGAGUUACAAGAAGAAACUUCCCACUCUAAAUAUCCCGGCCCAGGAGGAACUCUAUAACACCAUCCUGGGACAUCAGGCCGAGAGAAUGGAGGAUCAGCGCUGCUCUCCGCCGAUACCCCAAUCCGCCGCCGACUUAUUCGAGAUUCUUUUCCGCGUGCAGGGAAAUCGUAUGGAUGAACAGAGAGUGGAGCUUCCUCCCCCAUUGGCGAAUGCUUGUUAAUUUGGCAUGUCGGGUUACGCCGUUGCCCCCCCAUUACCCUACCUGUUUUAUUUCAAUGAAUUUAUGUUAUUAUCCUUGUAAAGUUUGGGACCCCCAUACAAGACCACCAUCAGAGUAGCGCAGCCAUUACAGCCUCUACACUAUGUGCUCCCCUCACAUCCCAAUCAUUAACCCCAACUUUUACAUGGCGGGGGCAACACGAGGACAACUCUUCUUCUUUAACACGAUGGGCUCUGGGGGGAGAGGGGGUAGACCUGGUGUCCACCUUGGAGGAUUAACCUGGGGCACGGACCCAACGCCCUGUCCCCUUAUAAUUAACGUUGGCUUAACGUACUUUCUUCUUGGCAGUUCUUUGACCGCUUAGUGGCAUAGUGGGACGAGAGACGGCCUGCUGCGGGUUAUGGAAAUACUAUAGCGGGGAGAGGGUACAUUUAUAAUAGUGGGACCCCCAGUGAGCUAUGGCGAAAUAAUGGCCUUGAUUUUUCAUUAAAAAAAAAUAGCUGGAUCAUAAGGGGGGUGAAGGUUAGAAGAAUUUGGUAUUUCUUCCCUAGGAAGGGGUGUUCCUUGUGAAGAAUUCUUAAUAUUUUGCCAAAAGCAAGAAACCUCCUUCCUGUUUCCUGGAACACAAAAUAGGGAGGAAUGGUAAAGCUUCCGCGACUUUACUUCAUCUGCCCAAUAAAGACUUUCUACAUAUCAUCCCGAAGCCGUAUCUAGAAGACUUCUCUAGAAAAACCGAGAUGAAUACUCGAUCUACGGGGACCCGGGAGCUCAGCUGACGUCCGUGAGACCUUGGAGCGUCUGCGUUAAAUCUAGAAUGGAUUCCCUAUUGUGCUCCGCGCACGCGUUCUAGAACCAUUUGGAUCAAAGGUUUUCGGCCGGCAUUAAACAUUUUUAGUUUUUAA
Spea bombifrons (plains spadefoot toad) is the source of this 1605-nucleotide messenger RNA. RefSeq names its product G protein signaling modulator 3 (gene GPSM3). The record is from RefSeq and is a predicted model, not a curated record. NCBI's taxonomy places the organism in Eukaryota, Metazoa, Chordata, Amphibia, Anura, Pelobatidae. Gene Ontology annotation, molecular function: GTPase regulator activity; protein binding. Gene Ontology annotation, biological process: regulation of inflammatory response. The transcript has 4 exons. The coding region runs from base 20 to 703 and encodes 227 amino acids.